This is a messenger RNA of Pseudomyrmex gracilis, 1716 nucleotides long. Its product is annotated as cation-dependent mannose-6-phosphate receptor-like. The coding region runs from base 60 to 776 and encodes 238 amino acids. Lineage: Eukaryota; Metazoa; Arthropoda; Insecta; Hymenoptera; Formicidae. The record is from RefSeq and is a predicted model, not a curated record. The transcript is spliced from 5 exons. Gene Ontology annotation, cellular component: trans-Golgi network.
UCGGAACACAUUCCUGAUAACACAUUUGAUUUGAGUGCGUACGAAAACAAGAACUGAAGAUGUAUGGUCGCGAUGUGACGUUUAUCGCGCUUGGAUUCUUUCUUAUAUUAUUUUGCGACAAGACGUCGUCAGAAUGCACGCAACCGUGUUUCUGCACUCUGCCGAAUGGCCAAUACUACAAUUUGACCGGCCUAGCUUACGAUAAACCAUUAAGUCAGAAGAAAGGUGACUGGACAGUAAAAUUUCAUCCAUGUACAAACAUAAAACUAGACACACUUGCAAAUUGCACCAAUACGUCGCUAUGCACAUAUAAUAAUAAUAGUAAUUCAAUAAAUCUCGGAAGAGUAGAGGAAACACAAAUGAAGUUAAUUGAAAAUGAAAUUCCCGUUUUUGAAAUACACCAUGAAAAUGUAACAUCAAGAAUAACUAUUAUGUGUACUAGAAGAGUUACUUUUCUUAUGGUAGAUUCUCCUAAUCUCAGGCCUAAUACAGAAUAUUAUUUUACACUGGCAUCGCCACACGGAUGUAAAUUAGACCCACCCAAAAAACCGAUAAACAAGGGUUUAUCUACGGGUUCUGUCUUGGUUGUUCUAUUUUUCACCUUUGCCGGCGUAUAUUUUAUUGGCGGUAUUAUGGCAAUGAAAUUUUUAAGAGGGGCAACAGGUUGGGAAAUGUUGCCAAAUCACGAUUUCUGGUGUGAGCUUCCUUCGCUAGUCCGAGACGGCGUUAUCUUUGCCUGUAAUUGCUGUCGAGCGGAUAGUUACGAAAGAAUAUAAAAAUUGUGCUUAUUAUAAGUUAUUAUAAGUAGUAUUUUUGCAAUUAUAUAUUUUUUUGAUUUUAGAUAAAGUCUAUCUUUACAAAUCUUGUUUUUUUUUGUAUAUUUAUAUAGCGACUUAAUAUACAGAAUGAAUUACGUUAUAAUUGCAAUUAACAAUUAUGUUGUAUUUGUUAAUUGUCAAUUAAAUUAUAGGUUUUUGCGCCUCUUUGUUGAACAAUAGGGCACAUGUAGAAACGCGUAUCUCUUCGUAAUGUACAUUUAAUUUGAAAAAAAAAAAACUGCUUGCAGUUAUGUUGCUCUCCUACGUUGCUUUAUUUCCGCUUUGCGCGUACUUUUGUGUUACGUUAAAAAAUUGCAACAUAGUAUAUAUGUAGUUAUACACACCGUAACAAAUGUGAUAUAUUUUAUAUCUCUGUUACAUAUUAAUAUUAUUCUCGUGUUAAGUUCUUCUCAGUAGCACAAAUAUGUCAGUUUUAUGCAAAAAUCGAUUUAUUGCGUCGUCGCCGUAUGUACAUAUGUACAAUGAAUACCUGAUUGCAAAAAAAAAACAUUACAACAAAGCACCAAAGAAACUCGACAAUUUGAAUGUAAAGUGCGUUUGUUUUGAGGCACGUUUACAUAUUGAUAAACAACAAACGGGAAAAGCGAUUGCGUGAAUAAUUAAGACUAAUGUAAACAAUUCACGCGUCGCGAUCGUAGGCUUAUUGUGUAUUUCGGCAUUGGAAGGGCCUUAAUUAACACUAAUAAUACGAAUAUAAUAUCGAUAAAAUAAUGUUAUUACGAAUAUAUAUUAUUCUUCAAAGCAAACAAAAAACUGUCUCUGUAAAUAUAUUUUUUAUAAAUAUACUUUUCAUUGCAGUAUUAGUAAUUGCGAAUUAAGAUCUUCGCUGUCUCUUUUUGACAAUUAGGAUAGUUCUUGUACCUUUCUUACACUGUGG